Messenger RNA from Cavenderia fasciculata, 4398 nucleotides. RefSeq names its product DEAD/DEAH box helicase (gene dhx57). Gene Ontology annotation, molecular function: RNA binding; protein binding; ATP binding. The transcript has 3 exons. Bases 1 to 4398 code for a protein of 1465 amino acids. The record is from RefSeq and is a predicted model, not a curated record. Gene Ontology annotation, cellular component: intracellular anatomical structure. Lineage: Eukaryota; Evosea; Eumycetozoa; Acytosteliales; Cavenderiaceae.
AUGUCAUCAAAGAAAGUACCAUCUCAGACGACUUCGUCGUCGAAAUCAGGAGCAAAGGAUAAUAAUAAUAAUAAUAAUAACAAUAACAAUAACAACAGCAAGGACAAGAAGGGAUCAUCUUCAGCAGCAGCACCAGCAGCAAAAGUUGAUUCAAAAGGUAAACCAAUCAAAGUAGAUGAUGCCAAGAAAAAGGAACAAGAAGCAGCUGCAGCUGCUGCAGCAUCUACCAAGACAAGAAAGGAUGGAUCAACUCCCCAACAACCAGCUCCUGCUGAACCACCCAAGCCAAGAUGGACAGGUAAAUUGCCAGUACAAUAUUUAAACGAGUAUUGUCAAAAGAAUCAAAUGAAUAGACCUGUCUUUGAAGAGAUGAGAUUCCACUUUAAGGGACAACAACAAUUCAAGUUCAAGGUUACUCUUGCAUUUGAAGGCAAGAAGAAGCAGAUGACCUACAAGUCAUACCAACCUCCACACGGAUCACCCGCCGUGAUGGAUGCAAAGGCAUAUGCUGCCUUGGUGGCACUACACGACCUCUGUGGCAACACCACCAUCUACAAACUGUUCCCACCCGAGUUUACACCAUUCUGGAUGUCGUUGGCCGAAGUGGCCAAGGUGGAACAGGAACAAAUCCAAAAGGAGAUGGAGCAACAACUAGCCAUCGAGGCAAGACGCAAGGAGAGGGAACCAAAACACACCCAACAAAUCCCAAGUAUUGUCAUGUCGGAUGAAGCAAUCCGAACUAUUCAUUCAUUGACCAAACAAAUGAAUCUUAGAUUAGAAGGUGAAAAUGAAUUGGAUAAUAAUAGCUCUAACUCUUCGACAAUGAGUGGAGAAGAAUUAAACAAACGUGAAAAAGAAAUUGUUGGUAAAUCAUUGGAAGAGUUGGGAUUCGAACAACAAGACAUUGAAAAUGCAUUCCAACGUGUAAAGGAUAUUACAAAUUUGACCAAUUUAAUAUCUUGGUUAUGUUUAAAUGUUAAAGAUGAUACUUUACCAGUUGCUUUUCGUCCAAAGAAUUUGGGUAUUCAAAAGAAAUCAAAGACCUCUACAACGACUCAAAUUGAUUCAACCUCUUCAACUACAAAUGUUCAUAUUAUUGAUGCAAGAGAUAGAUUGAUUGAUUUGGGAUGGUUACCAAAUGAAAUUGACAAGGUGAUUGAUUCAUCUUUGGAAUCUUUGGUAAAGGACAACCAAGAUGCUUUUGCAAGAUGUUGGUAUCGGUUACUUGGACUACAAGAUGAGAGUUUUGAUACAGACGUGGUAGCGGAUGAUGAAACAUGUCAAGAACAACGUGAAAUGGAGAUUGAAGCUCUUAGAUCAAUCUAUGGUGACUCUAUCAAGGUCAUCUCACCACAAACCUAUCAAAUCACAUUGGAUGUUGGUGUAUUAGAGGUUUAUCUACCGGGAUGGUGCAAGUAUCCAUUCCAACCACCAGUCCUUAUUCUCAAACCAUUGACCAAGUCAAAGUGGAACAAGAAGGGGUCAUAUGUGAUUUGCAAAGAGAUGGUUAAACAAUGCCAAGAGUUUAUUGGCUCACCUGUACUAUUCAAUAUUAUCAAUUGGUGUAGUACAACUGAUUUACCUCAAAUCAUUGCCAAUUCAAAGGAUGAAGAGAGUGCAGCUGCCGAGGAAUCAAAUCACAAUAAUAAUAAUAUUGACAAGAAUGUUUUAUUGGGUACUUCAUCAACAUCAUCAUCAACAGGAAAGAAACAAUCUCAACAACCUAGACAAACACUUGGUAGUAUAAAGAGUGAUGAUCGUAUCAAUCAAGAUUUAUUACAAUCAUAUAAAACUAGUCUGUCAAAUACUAGUUAUACACCAGUUAAAAAGAUUAGAGAAUCGUUGCCAGUCUACUCCAAGAAACAACAAUUUAUCGAUCUAUUGGAACGUAAUCAAAUUGUUGUGGUAACAGGUGAGACAGGUUCAGGUAAAUCAACACAAAUUCCUCAAUACAUUAUGGAAAGUUUUGUAAAGAAUGGAAAGGGAUCCAACUGCAAUAUCAUUUGUACUCAACCACGUAGAAUUUCAGCGAUUGGUGUAGCUGAUCGUGUUUCAUUUGAAUGGAGUGGUGGUCAAAAGGAUCAGACUGGUCAACAUGUUGGUUACCAAAUCAGAAAUGAGAGUAAACGAAGCAGAAAUACUCGACUUUUGUUCUGUACCACUGGUAUUCUACUUAGAAUGAUGGUUGGUGGAGAAAGAGGAGAUAUGCUCUCGGGUGUUUCCCAUAUCAUAGUGGAUGAAGUUCACGAAAGAAGUGUCGACAAUGAUUUCCUACUCAUCAUUUUAAGAGCCUUGGUCAAGAAACGUCGUGACCUCAAGGUUAUUUUAAUGAGUGCUACCUUGGAUGCAGAGUUGAUUGCCAACUACUUUUCCAUUAAAAAGGAUUCUAUCUUUGCUGUCGCUGGUUUCACUCAUCCAGUUAGUCACGUCUAUCUCGAGGAUUCUAUUCGGAUGAUUGAUUACAAACCGUCAGUCUUUUUGAAAAAGCAAAAGGAUAGUGAAGAGUCUGGUGAAUCAGAGGAUGGAACAUCAACUACAUCAACCACAUCAACAAGUGACUCUGUCAAGGAUAUUUUGUAUCAUAUGGAUGCCAAUUUGAAACAAAAGCGAAUCAAUGCCGAGUUUAUUGAAAAGUUGCUCAUCUAUUUGGCGAGACAAGAGUUGGGCAAGAGAAAGUCGAUUCUUGUAUUUGUCCCUGGUAUGGGUGACAUUUUAAAUAUCUGUGAUCGACUAAACAACUGUUCCAUGUCAUCGUCCAUGUGGGUGUUGCCUUUGCACUCGUCACUCACUCCCAAAGACCAACAAAGAGUUUUUGAAAGGGCACCAGCUGAUCGUGUAAAGAUUGUAGUUGCCACCAACAUUGCUGAAACUUCUAUUACCAUUGAUGACGUUUCUAUCGUCGUCGAUACCGGUCGUGCCAAUCAGGUCAACUACAACCCAAUCACUAAAAACUCAAUGAUGGGCGAAUCGUUUGUCUCCAAGGCAGCCAUCAGACAACGUGCUGGUAGAGCUGGUCGUACCUCUGCAGGUACUUGCUAUCAUCUCUACACCCGUGCCAUGGAGAGUCAGUUUGACGACCAAGAAACACCAGAGAUUCUUAGAACACCACUCCAGCAACUUUGUCUCCAUGUUAAACUCUUCCAAACCGAUAUGAACAAUACCGCUGCUGGUGGAAAGGUCAACAAGAUUGAGAGUUUCCUAUCCAAUGCUAUCCAACCACCAUCCACCGAAUCAAUCAAGGCUGCUAUUGAAGAGUUAGAGUCUGUAAAUGCCAUCGAAGUACAAGAUGGAGGAGAGAGACUUACUCCACUUGGAUACCAUUUGGCACAGUUGCCAGUCGAUAUCUACAUUGGAAAAAUGUUGUUAUUUGGUUGUAUUUUCCGUUGUAUCGAUCCUAUUCUCACUAUUGCUGCAACACUCAGUUACAAAACACCAUUUAUCAGUGGUGCCGACAAACGUGAUAAGCCACAGGUUAAAUACGGACACGGACUUCAAAGUGAUCAUUUCACAUUUGCCAUUGCCUAUGAUCAUUGGAGAAAGGCAAUUAAAGAUGGUAACGAGUUUAGUUUCUGUAAAGAGAAUGGUCUUGCUCUCUCUACAUUAAAAACAAUUCAAGAUUUAAAGAUUCAAUUUGCUGAAAUCCUUUCCGAAAUUGGGUUCUUACCUUCAAAUAUUACUCAAAGAUCAAUUCAAAAAGAACAAAAAUUAAAUAGAGGAUCUGAUGGUAUAGUUGAAAGUGUUGGAGCAUUAUUUAAUUCAAAUGGUGGAGAUCAAAAGAUAUUAAAAUCUGUAUUGUGUGCUGGAAUGUAUCCAAAGAUUGGUAGAAUCGAUGUUCCGCCAACUACCUAUGUCAGCACUGCUGGUGGUGCCAUUGCCAACAAGCACGAUCCAAUGAAUCUCAAGAUCCUUACAAAGAGAAAGGCAACUCCGCAAGAACUAAAGGAAAUGCAUGAACAAUAUAUCAACAGCCACGCUGGUGGCAAGGACGCUAAAAACUCUGACAAAUUUAAGCAUGGUUACAAAAAGGAAAGAAUCUUUUUGCACCCUCGUUCCAUUAAUUUCGACGAGGGAGAGUAUACCUCUCCAUUUAUUGUCUACCAUGACAAGGUUCAAACCUCUCGUUUGUUUGCUCACCAUACCACUUGCGUGUCGUCGUUGACCCUGUUGAUGUUUUCAAUUGGUGGCAAGGUUGAAAUUGACUCUACAUUCCAACACAUCAUCUUGGAUCAGUGGAUCAAGUUUAAAUCAAGUGGCAAGGUAUUGGCAAUGAUUCGAGAAAUUAGAUUAAUGUUGGAUAAAUUAUUAGAGUUAAAGAUUAAAGAUCCUUCUUUUGAUACUUCAACAUCUGUUGUAAUUGAUAUCAUUACAAAGAUUGUUAAAAAAGAAGGUUAUCUAUAG